This is a messenger RNA of Cylicocyclus nassatus, 1827 nucleotides long. Lineage: Eukaryota; Metazoa; Nematoda; Chromadorea; Rhabditida; Strongylidae. The record is from the annotation of a GenBank genome assembly.
CUUUCCAGAUUGCUCCCAAAGUAGAACUUUCAUUUUUAUGAUGGAUGGCUGGUCAGUUCAUCUGAAUCCAAAGUAUGCUGGUGUAGAAAAUGAAGAGCCUUGGAGAUUCCAUCCAUAUGUAAAUGCUAACAAGAAAGAUGACGAUAAGACGUCCACUGUGCCUGCUGUGAGAGAUUCUUCUGGAAUUGACUGGCUAUUCAUUUUCUUCAUUUUGUCGUUAGUGGCUACGGUGCAAGCAAUACUAGCCGUUGGAAGUUACUCUGGCGAGGGCAAACCUCCAAUGUUUGGUGAUUUUGAAGCUCAACGCCACUGGAUGGAGAUCACAUACCACCUUCCCGCGCGCGAAUGGUAUUUAAAUGGUACAGACAAUGAUCUCCUCUACUGGGGACUUGAUUACCCUCCUCUAACCGCCUACCACAGUUAUGUUAUGGGAUUCAUUGCGCACAUCAUAAACCCAUCAUGGGUGUCGUUACAUACUAGUAGAGGUAUACAAAAUGCAGCUCACAAGAUGUACAUGCGUGUCACCGCCAUUCUACCUUUUUACAUGAUCUAUGUGCCUGCUGUGCUGUUCUUCAUUUUCAACGAGAAAAGCAGCGAGAAGCUGAAUGUUCUUCUUCCUGUCUUGUUACUCUAUCCGGGAUUGUUGGCGAUCGACAAUGCUCACUUCCAAUACAACAGCAUCUCACUAGGACUAUUUCUCUUGUCUUUUCUACUCCUUGUUGCUCAGCGACGUCUGCUUGGAUCCAUAGCUUUUGUUCUCGCAUUGAACUAUAAGCAAAUGGAGUUAUACCAUGCUCUACCUAUAUUCGUGUUUAUACUGGCGCGAUCUCUCAAGAGGCCGAUCAUGCCGAACUUGAUAGAAAGCUUUAUAUCCGUUGCGAAAGUUGCGACAAUCGUUUUGCUUUCAUUUGCUUUGCUUUGGUUGCCAUUUAUUCUCAACGGAACACAAAGCGCAUUGGCCGUGCUUGGACGGAUUUUCCCUUUCUAUCGUGGAUUAUACGAGGACAAAGUUGCUAGCGUUUGGUGUGCAUUCUCUCCCAUUCUUCGCCUGAACAAGCACUUCUCCUUGGAUACACAAAUCAAGAUAAGUGCUAUAUCUGUAUUACUGGCUGUGGCACCAUCGUUAUUGCUUCUAUUUUUGCGAUCUACUACGAAGAAUUUCAAACUGAGUCUUCUGAUCUCAUCGUUGUCUUUCUUUCUGUUUUCAUUUCAAGUGCAUGAAAAAUCCAUUCUGCUUGCUGCAGUACCUGCAAUGCUAUUACUUCCGCAUUAUCCAGUUAUUUCUACAUGGUUUCUUCACAUUUCUAAUACUAGCAUGUUCUCAUUGUGUAUAAAGGACGGUAAUAGCACACUGCUCACGCUCUUCGUGGCUUACUAUAUUCUAUGCGCUCUGAUUGUCAAAAUUCCCAACAAAUCGCUAUUUUUCGCGUGGCAUUUGUCCUGCUUAGGUGCCAUUGCACUAUGUGUUGCGGAAUGGACAAUCUCUCCACCUGCACGAUAUCCUCAUCUGUUUCCAUUGCUGAAUGCUGCCUACAGUUGUUCACAUUUCCUCGCUUUUCUAGCGUAUUUCUAUUAUGAAAUGAUCGUUGGUGAAUAUCAAGUGCUUGCCAGAAAAGCAGCCUAAACUAGCAUAACUUGUUAGUAAUUUUUAAACUAUUAUGUUUUCUGUGAUAAUUUACGGGAUUGAGCUCUCUAUCAUUGUUCGACAGAAUGUUUACGCCUAUUGAAUGAAAUUUGUUUCUAAUCUGACCAUGCCCAGCUUAGAACAUACGAAGCCUGUAAACACUUCCGCGUAGCAUUUUUCAUACUUCAGUUUCUUGCUUUUGC